This is a messenger RNA of Polistes dominula (European paper wasp), 3259 nucleotides long. It is a transcript of the gene Cpsf6, whose product is annotated as cleavage and polyadenylation specificity factor subunit 6. Gene Ontology annotation, molecular function: RNA binding. The record is from RefSeq and is a predicted model, not a curated record. Lineage: Eukaryota; Metazoa; Arthropoda; Insecta; Hymenoptera; Vespidae.
UCUUAGAUAAUAAUACAAAGUUUGUAUAAUUAUACGUAAUUAUUAAGGGGGGUGAAUAUUAUUUUUAAAAUAUCGAUAGUCGAUAGUGAUUAUUUAUAAGGAGAAGGCAAAAAUUAUACAUACAUACAUACACACAUAUAUACACGUAUAUGUACCACGCGUUUAGUAUAAUUUCGGAAGUGUUUCGGCGUCAUGGAGGAGGAGCGAUAUUAACGAUCGCUCGACGAAGGCUAUAUUCUAACUCGAAAAUAUAAACUUUCAAAGUAUUAUCGUGUACUUAAUUUUGUGUUAAUGAAAUCGGAUAAAUGAAUAAACUGUAGUCUUGUAAAAAUCAUUUAUUAUUAAUCUACGUUACAUAAAUAGUGCGUAUUGUGUAUACCGCGUUAUAAACUUUUCGGGACAUAGAACAAAUACGAAAGAGUUAAUAGAGGUUUCCAGCAGGAAUAAUCAAAAUGGUGUUAGCGGAUGAAUUCGCUGGUGACGGUGUGGAUCUGUACGAUGAUGUAAUCGCAGCACCGGCUGGUGGCAAUGGCGGUGUUUCCAGUGGCAAUGCUGGUGAUGGAGGUGGAGACACAACAUCAACUAACGAAGAGACUAAUGGGAAUGCACCGUACCAUCAGCUUGGUAACAACAUUCAACCUAAUCAAAUUGGAAGACGUCAUCAACUAUAUGUUGGCAAUUUAACUUGGUGGACGAGUGACCAAGACAUAACUGAUGCAGUUGCAAAUAUCGGUGUAACUGAUUUUGUAGAAGUAAAGUUCUUUGAAAAUAGAGCUAAUGGACAGUCCAAAGGUUUUUGCGUAAUUUCUCUGGGUUCAGAACAAAGUAUGAGAAUAUGUAUGGAAAGAUUACCUAAAAUAGAAUUACACGGUCAGAAUCCGGUUAUAACAUUUCCAACUAAGCAAGCUCUCAUUAAGUUUGAAUCUCAGUGCAAAACACGACCAGCGCCUGCUCCUCAGCAAAGUCAGAGUCAACGUCCUCAUAAUCCGCAUCAACAUCAACCACCUAUGCCGCCUCAUCAGCAACAUCCACAACAUCCACAACAUCCUCAACACUCUCAACAGAAUCAUGGUCCUAGAAUGAUGAUGGGACCUCCACAAGGUGUCAGACCUCAAAGGAUGCCACCACCAGGUAUGGGCCCGCCUGGAGGACCAGGUGGACCUGGUCAACAAGGACCACCACGAAUGCAUGGACCACCUAUGGGUCCCGGUCCUGGACCGCAUCAUCCUUUACCUGGACAUCCUAAUCAAGGCCCUCCUCCACCAGGAUAUCAACAAGCACCAUGGAAUGGUCCCAGACCGAAUGGUCCACCAGGACCUCCGAGGGGUCCUAGUGGACCUGGUGGUCCACCACAACAAGGGCCUCCAGGACCAGGACCUGGUCAGCAUAGACCACCAGGCAUGCAAUUCCAUGGUGGUCCACCUGGACCUCCUGGUCAGGGUCCUCCUCGUGGACCACCUGGACAUCCUGGAGGACCUCCAGGUGAUCCUAGAGGUGCUCAGCCACGACCAGAAUGGAAUAGACCACCAGGAAUGCAUCACGGGCCUCAGGGACCACCAGGUUUCCCUCAGCAUCAACAUAUGCAAGGCCCGCAACCUGGCCAAGGGCCACCACAGAGAGGACCUCCUCCAGGUUCUAUGGGUGGACCAGGCGGUCCUCCUCCUGGACACGGAGGUCCACCUCAGGGCCCACCUCAAGGACCACCAGGAGGACCAGCACCUCAUGUUAAUCCUGCAUUCUUCCCACAAGGACCUCAUCAACAUCCCGGGCAACAUCCUCCAGGACCACCUGGUCCUCCUCAUGGUCCUCCUCAUGGGCCACCUCAUGGACCUCCUCAUGGGCCACCUCAUGGGCAACCCCAUGGUCCACCGCAUGGACCACCCCAUGUACCACCUCAUGGUUAUGGGCCACCCGCAGCACAGCCACCAUAUGGUGCACCAGGUCCUGAUCAUCGUCCCGAGGGUCCUCCUCCACUCACUGAUCAGGAAUUUGAAGAAAUAAUGGGACGCAAUAGAACAGUCUCAUCUUCUGCCAUAGCCAGAGCAGUAUCGGAUGCUGCGGCAGGAGAAUAUGCCAGCGCCAUUGAAACUUUAGUCACUGCUAUUUCUUUAAUUAAACAAUCAAAGGUUGCUGCGGAUGAUAGAUGCAAAAUACUAAUCAGUUCGCUACAAGAUACUCUACGGGGUGUUGAAACUAAGAGUUAUGGUUCUGCACGUAGAGAACGUUCUCGUUCACGCGAGAGAGAUCGCAGUCAUAGAAGACGUCGUGAACGAUCCAGAAGUCGUGAUCGAGAAUACAGAGAACGUAGCAGAGACAGAGAAAGAGAACGGGAUAGAGAACGUGAUCGUGAAAGAGAACGAGAUCGUGACCGUGAUAGGGAACGUUAUUAUAGUGAGCCGUAUCCUCGAGAAAGAUCACGCAGCAGAGAAAGAGAACGUGAUCGUGAAAGAGAUCGGGAAUACAGAGAAAGAAGCAGAGAAGAAAGUACGACACGUCAGUCAGCCAGGCCGAGAGUAAAAGAAGAACCGCCAGAGACGGCUCCCGUCUCGUCUUCCAAGGCGUCUAGGUAUUAUGACGAUCGCUACAGAGAACGUGAACGAGACAGAGAACGAGAACGAGAAUCAAGCCGAAGACCAUCUGAACGUGAAAGAGAACCGGAACGUGAACGAGAACGUGAACGAGAAAGAGAUCGACGUGAUGAAAGAGGAGAUUCUUCACAUCGUUCAAGACAUUAAAGAGACGAGAUUUAGUUCUUCGAAGAGAACGGAAAAAUAAUAUUUAGUAAAAACGAUUAAACUAUUAAAAAAAACAUAACAUUUGUGACCUUUUUAACGGUAGUCUCUCUGUUCAAUUUUAAAAAAGAAAGAGUAAUGCAAAAAAAAAAUAAUAAAAAUAAAAAAACAUAAUUAAUGAAACAAAAAGUUAAAGAGGGACUUACAAAAAGCUUGUAAUUAAGGAUUAACGCACUUAUUCUCUCUGUGUGUGUUCUCACUAUAAAAUACACAAGAUUCGUCAAAAAAUGUUGAUAAAUAUGUUUAGUAGGAAACAAACAAACAAACAAAAAAUGAUAUAUAUAUAUACAUAUAGAUGAUGAUACAUUUUUUGCAUUCUACUUUUUCCUAAUAGAGAGAGAAAGAGAGAGAUACAGUGAUAAAUAUGAUUUACGAAAGGUAUUCGUGUGUUUAUUACUUCAGUUUAAAGAUUACAAAAAAAAAAUAUAUAUAUUAAGAAAAAAUAAUUAAAAAAAAAAAAAAAAAAA